AUGCAGCAAGAAUUGCCUAGGAUUCUCACUCAAGUUAGUUAGACUUCCUUUGUAAAAAAAUAGUUUAUUAAUGAAGCAUAUGAAACUCCAGAUCAGACUUAAGAUAUCACAAAUAGGUCAUUUGAUAUCAACUCUAGUGAUGAAGGUGGCAUUAAAGAUGUUAAUUAAACUUAACGGAGUUAUAAUAAUGAUAGUCAUUCAAUAGAAUAUGGUAAUAAUGAUACAGAUGUUGAGGUAAAGCUGCAAAUUAGGAAUCAGACUUUAAAUCAGCAAAUAAGCCCAAGUAAAAUUACCACAGAUGACGGAAUUUUAAUGAAUAAAUCUUAGAUCAAUCAAUUAAAAGUCUUUGAUGCAAAUACUGAUUCUGAAGAAUAUUAGAGUGUCAAGUAUAAUAAGAAGUAACAGUCGAACUUUUCUGAGCAAUCCCCUAAUCCUAUUUCCGAUGGCAAUACAAGCAUGAAAAAUUUAGUGGAUGAAACUAAGGACAGUCUCAGGUAUAGUAAUCAUAGUAGUCAGUACUUUGCAUAGCCAUUCGUUUUGGGAUACUUCUUAUAGCAAACUGAGAUGACUCAGAGCAAAAAUGAAAUGUAUCGAAUUCUAAGUAUCCUAGCAUUUGUAACAGUCUUCAUCUGCUGUGCUUGCUCUCAAUGCAUGGUGAGAGUCUCUAAAGAGAGUAAACUCCAGCUAAACGCUUACUAUCAUAAGAAAAAAUUGGAGAAAAACUUCCUUAUUCAGCGUUAUGUAAAGCGAGAAAGGGAAGAAGCCAAAAGAUAUGAAAGGCAGAGACUUGAUGAGGAGUUGUGA
This is a messenger RNA of Stylonychia lemnae, 804 nucleotides long. NCBI's taxonomy places the organism in Eukaryota, Ciliophora, Spirotrichea, Sporadotrichida, Oxytrichidae. The record is from the annotation of a GenBank genome assembly.